Molecule: messenger RNA, 2752 nt
Organism: Scomber japonicus (chub mackerel)
Lineage: Eukaryota; Metazoa; Chordata; Actinopteri; Scombriformes; Scombridae
Gene: pygma
Product: phosphorylase, glycogen, muscle A
Exons: 20
Coding region: 76-2598 (840 amino acids)
Biological process (GO): glycogen catabolic process
Cellular component (GO): cytoplasm
Molecular function (GO): pyridoxal phosphate binding; glycogen phosphorylase activity
Source: RefSeq, a predicted model, not a curated record
CACUGGGACUGGUGGUGUGUGCUUGCUGUUUACAUUCUUCCAAAAUCGGAGCCCUGAGCUAAGACCUGUGCCACUAUGUCGAAACCACUGUCUGACCAUGAUAAAAGGAAACAGAUUUCAGUGAGAGGCCUGGCUGGUGUUGAGAACGUCACAGAUCUGAAGCAAAACUUCAACAGACAUCUCCACUUCACGCUGGUCAAAGACAGAAAUGUGGCAACAAAAAGGGAUUACUACUUUGCUCUUGCCCACACUGUGCGGGACCACUUGGUUGGCAGGUGGAUCCGUACCCAGCAGUACUACUAUGAGAAAGAUCCCAAACGUGUGUAUUACAUCUCCCUUGAGUUUUACAUGGGUCGCACCCUCCAAAACACCAUGGUGAACCUCGCACUUGAGAAUGCCUGUGAUGAGGCCACUUACCAGUUGGGCCUGGACAUGGAGGAACUGGAGGACAUUGAGGAAGAUGCUGGCCUGGGAAAUGGUGGUCUCGGCCGCCUUGCUGCUUGUUUCUUGGACUCCAUGGCUUCACUGGGUCUGGCUGCCUAUGGUUACGGUAUCCGCUAUGAAUUCGGUAUCUUCAACCAGAAAAUUCUCAAUGGCUGGCAGGUUGAGGAGGCUGAUGAUUGGCUGCGCUAUGGCAACCCUUGGGAGAAGGCACGUCCUGAGUACAUGCGUCCAGUGCGUUUCUAUGGCAGGACCGAGCAUCAUCAUGAUGGUGUCAAAUGGGUUGACACUCAGGUGGUGUUGGCUCUGCCAUAUGACACCCCAGUCCCCGGCUACAGAAACAACGUUGUCAACACCAUGAGAUUGUGGUCUGCAAAGGCACCCUGCGAUUUCAACCUUAAAGACUUCAAUGUUGGUGGCUACAUUCAAGCUGUUUUGGACAGAAACCUGGCUGAGAACAUCUCUCGUGUGCUGUAUCCCAAUGACAAUUUCUUUGAGGGGAAGGAGCUUCGCCUGAAACAGGAAUACUUUGUGGUGUCUGCCACCCUGCAAGACAUCGUCCGUCGUUUCAAGGUCUCUAAGUUUGGCUCCAGGGAGAUUGCUCGCACAGACUUCACCAAACUGCCUGAUAAGGUUGCCAUCCAACUGAAUGACACUCACCCUGCUAUGGCUAUUCCUGAGCUGAUGAGGGUUCUGGUAGAUGAAGAGAAACUUGAUUGGAAACAGGCCUGGGAUAUCUGUGUGAAAACCUGUGCCUACACCAAUCACACUGUUCUUCCUGAAGCUCUGGAGCGCUGGCCUGUCGACCUGUUUGCUCAUCUGCUGCCACGUCACCUGGAAAUUGUCUAUGAGAUCAACCGUCGCCACCUGGAGAAUGUUGCUGCUAAGUUCCCUGGUGAUCAUGAUCGUCUGCGCCGUAUGUCCCUUAUUGAGGAAGGUGGACAGAAGAGGAUCAACAUGGCCCACUUGUGUAUUGUAGGUGCCCAUGCUGUCAACGGCGUCGCCCAGAUCCACUCGGACAUCCUCACAGCUACUAUCUUCAAGGACUUCUAUGAAAUGGAGCCACAUAAGUUCCAGAACAAGACCAAUGGCAUCACUCCCCGCCGCUGGCUUGUUAUGUGCAACCCCGGCCUGGCUGAGGUCAUCGCCGAGAAAAUUGGUGAGGACUACAUUCGUGACCUUGACCAGCUGAAGGGUCUGCGCAAGUUUGUGAACGAUGAAGCUUUCAUUCGUGAUAUUGCCAAAGUGAAGCAGGAAAACAAGCUGAAGUUCUCUGUGCACUUGGAGGAACACUACAAGGUGAAGAUCAACCCUAACUCCAUGUUUGACAUUCAAGUCAAGAGAAUCCACGAGUACAAGAGACAGCUGCUCAACUGUCUGCACAUGAUCACCUAUUAUAACCGCAUCAAGAAGGAGCCCAACAAGCAGUGGACUCCAAGAACUAUCAUGAUUGGAGGAAAGGCUGCUCCUGGCUACCACACUGCCAAGAUGAUUAUCCGUCUGAUCACAGCUAUUGGUGAAGUGGUCAACAAUGAUCCUGUCAUCGGAGAUCGUCUCAAAAUCAUCUUCUUGGAGAACUACAGAGUCACACUGGCAGAGAAAGCCAUCCCUGCAGCUGAUCUGUCAGAGCAGAUCUCCACAGCUGGCACUGAGGCCUCUGGCACUGGCAACAUGAAGUUCAUGCUGAACGGUGCUCUGACCAUUGGUACCAUGGACGGAGCCAACGUUGAGAUGGCUGAGGAGGCUGGUGAGGAUAACCUCUUCAUCUUCGGCAUGAGGGUGGACGAUGUCGAUGAACUUGACAGGAGAGGAUACCAUGCUGAGUCUUACUACAACCGCCUGCCAGAGCUGAAACAGGCUAUGGACCAGAUUUCUGGAGGCUUCUUCAGCCCAAAGCAGCCUGACCUGUUUAAGGAAAUUGUCAACAUGCUGAUGCAUCAUGACAGAUUUAAGGUCUUUGCUGACUAUGAAGACUACAUGAAAUGCCAGGAGAAGGUCAAUGCUCUUUACAAGAACCCCAAGGAAUGGACCAAGAAGGUGAUCCACAACAUUGCCGGAUGUGGCAAGUUCUCAAGCGAUCGCACCAUUGCCCAGUAUGCUCGUGAGAUCUGGGGCAUGGAGCCCACACUUGAGAAACUCCCUGCCCCCGACAUAUAAACUGUCAACAUGACGGCCAACCAAUCAACUUUCCCAACUUGAACUCCUUUAGAGCCUAUAUGGUAGAUACAGUGUCUGGUAAAAGCCCCCACAAACCCGCGUCCACUGAGAUUGGUGAUAAAUGCUUCUCUGCAUCUCAACACUCAAUUUCAUA